UGGCGGUGUCAGUAAAGCUCGUUAUUUAAAUGUCUCGAAUCUCUCAAUGCUGUUGUCUUUCUGCUCUGUAUUAGCAUAGAUAGCACAAUGGACGCUAGGAAAGAGCUUGAUGGUCUAACCUUCAAAGAGAUGAGGUUCAAGAUGUGCCGCUUCCUCGAAGAGCAAGGCGUCGUUAAUGAUCUUCGCGCGCGCCUGCGCUACAAGUUUGUCGAAGCGCUCACGAUCACUACGCAAAGCGCCCAGCGCUCUUCGCGCACGCUUCUCCAUCAGGUGAUCUUGUGGUUGAUCCAGGACUACCUGUCGAGCCAGGGCUACGAAUACGCGCUGUGCACGCUCGCCUGCGAGUCCGGCGUGAACCAGGAGCCGUUCUCUGUACGCGACGUGGAGGAGUUGCUUCGCCUGCCGCACUGCGACGGCCACUCGGUGCUUCAGCGCAUCGUGACACGCAUGAUGAGUCGGCCGGAGACCGCCUCGGCUCAGACCUCCGUAGCUGCUAUGCAGGGUGAGCACGCGAAAAAAGAAAAUUAUUGCACAAAUGUCAAAAGCACCACUUUCGCCGCACUUGGCAAAAGCACAUGUAGCGCCUUGAAAUUCCCGCUCAAACCCGCCGGGGCGUCACAGAGUUUAACGGCCAACACAAUUCUUUAUCGGUAA
Rhipicephalus sanguineus (brown dog tick) is the source of this 654-nucleotide messenger RNA. RefSeq lists its product as uncharacterized. The coding region runs from base 88 to 654 and encodes 188 amino acids. The record is from RefSeq and is a predicted model, not a curated record. Gene Ontology annotation, molecular function: protein binding. The transcript has 2 exons. Gene Ontology annotation, cellular component: centrosome; ciliary basal body. Lineage: Eukaryota; Metazoa; Arthropoda; Arachnida; Ixodida; Ixodidae. Gene Ontology annotation, biological process: epithelial cilium movement involved in determination of left/right asymmetry.